This is a messenger RNA of Gossypium arboreum, 1925 nucleotides long. Its product is annotated as polypyrimidine tract-binding protein homolog 2. NCBI's taxonomy places the organism in Eukaryota, Viridiplantae, Streptophyta, Magnoliopsida, Malvales, Malvaceae. Bases 296 to 1612 code for a protein of 438 amino acids. Gene Ontology annotation, biological process: regulation of RNA splicing. The transcript has 11 exons. The record is from RefSeq and is a predicted model, not a curated record. Gene Ontology annotation, molecular function: mRNA binding. Gene Ontology annotation, cellular component: nucleus.
AAGAAGGAAUAGGUAUAGAUAUUUCCCUGCUAAAGUGCGCCCGUUCCGUCAAAUUAACUUUUCCCUUGUUUGCUAACGUCACCGGGGGGUGCACAAUACACUUAUCCGGCGCCAGAGUAAGUCCCAAACGUUAACCGCGCGAUUAAAAAAAAAAACAACAGUAAUUCAUUUUUCUCUGCGAAACCCUAAUAUAAUAAUUAUUAAGAAAUUCUGACGGGUUAUCUCUUCAAAAAUUUUCAGGGUUUUGAUUGUCUUUUUUCGGCGAAGAUUUUUCAUAGGGGUUGUGCUGAACGGAAUGGCAUCGGUAUCAAGUCAGCCGCAGUUCCGCUACACUCAACCACCGUCGAAGGUGCUGCAUUUAAGAAACUUGCCAUGGGAGUGUACGGAGGAAGAGCUGAUUGAGCUGGGGAAGCCAUUUGGUAAGGUCGUUAAUACCAAAUGCAAUGUUGGCGCCAAUCGAAAUCAAGCUUUCAUAGAAUUUGCUGAUUUGAAUCAGGCUAUUGCUAUGAUAUCAUAUUAUGCUUCAUCUUCGGAGCCUGCUCAAGUUAGGGGCAAAACGGUCUACCUACAAUAUUCUAACAGGCAAGAGAUUGUAAACAACAAAACCACGGCGGAUAUCGCCGGAAAUGUUCUUUUGGUAACAAUCGAAGGUCAAGAUGCGCGGCUUGUUUCCAUUGAUGUUUUGCAUCUGGUAUUUUCAGCUUUUGGAUUUGUGCAUAAGAUUACUACCUUUGAGAAGACAGCUGGAUUUCAGGCAUUGGUGCAGUUUUCAGAUGCAGAAACAGCCACAUCUGCAAAAAAUGCCUUGGAUGGACGAAUCAUCCCUAGGUAUCUGCUUUCUGAAAACAUAUCUCCUUGUACGCUUAGGAUCACAUAUUCUGCUCAUACAGAUUUGAGUGUGAAAUUUCAGAGCCACAGGAGCAGGGACUAUACCAAUCCCUAUCUUCCUGUUGCUCCUUCUGCUAUAGAUGGAAGUAACCAGUUCAAUUUGGGUGUUGAUGGGAAAAAGCUAGAACCUGAAAGUAAUGUUUUACUUGCAUCUAUUGAGAACAUGCAAUAUGCUGUUACCUUGGAUGUGCUGCACAUGGUCUUCUCUGCUUUUGGCCCUGUUCAAAAGAUUGCCAUGUUUGAUAAGAAUGGUGCCCUGCAGGCUCUAAUUCAGUACCCUGAUGUUCAGACAGCUAUUGUUGCCAAGGAGGCAUUAGAAGGGCACUGCAUAUACGAUGGAGGGUUUUGUAAACUUCAUCUCUCGUAUUCACGUCACACCGAUCUUAGUAUAAAGGUCAAUAACGAUAGGAGCAGGGAUUAUACAAUCCCUAAUCCUGCUAUGGUGAACCCACAGCCUUCAGUUCUGGGGCAACAACCAGUUCAAACAAUGGGUCAUCAAUACAAUGGGACACAAUACGCUCCGGGUAGACAACAACAACAACCUACAAUGCCUCCACAACCUUCAGCUGGAUGGGGGUCAUCGGCUGUUCCACCGAUGCCCCAACAUAUGAUGAAUAAUCAUAAUCCUUACAUACCACCAGCCUCAAUGCCGCAAAUGACUCAGGGAAUGAUGCAAAUGCCAGGCCAGGGUGGCAUACCUCCUUUCAGACCCACUCAUAUGUAAUAGCAUCUAUCUAUCUAUCUAUCUAUCUAUCUAUCAAGUAUGAAAAACCAUAUAAAAAAAUUGGGGGUGGCCUCAGUUGCUACAUGAGUGGUUGCUUCUCGAGUUUUAUAUAGAUAUUGAAUGGGGGGCAUGGUAAUCACUCAUUUUAGACGACAUUUUUAGCUUCUUAAGUUUUGGAAUAUCGAGGAGUGAGUGAGAGAGAGUGAACCGGUUUUUAUUUUUAUUUAUUAGGCUUUUAAAUCACGGUUGAAACAAGCGGACUGAUUGAACCGGUGUUUAGUUCAAUUUCAAUCAUAUUUCGGUUUUUUAAAAA